This is a messenger RNA of Asparagus officinalis (garden asparagus), 648 nucleotides long. Its product is annotated as tubulin-folding cofactor A-like. The transcript is spliced from 3 exons. NCBI's taxonomy places the organism in Eukaryota, Viridiplantae, Streptophyta, Magnoliopsida, Asparagales, Asparagaceae. Gene Ontology annotation, cellular component: cytosol; microtubule cytoskeleton. Gene Ontology annotation, biological process: tubulin complex assembly; post-chaperonin tubulin folding pathway. Gene Ontology annotation, molecular function: beta-tubulin binding. The coding region runs from base 69 to 407 and encodes 112 amino acids. The record is from RefSeq and is a predicted model, not a curated record.
CCAUCGACGUCAAUCUCAGUACAGGGACUGAGAGAGAGUGAGAGAGAGAGAGAGAGGUUCUGUGAUCAAUGGCGACGCUUCGAAAUCUGAAGAUAAAGACGAACACUUGCAAGCGCGUGCUCAAGGAGCUCCAUUACUACGAGAAGGAGGUGGAGAGAGAAGCGGCCAAGACCGCAGACAUGAAGGAGAAGGGCGCCGAUCCCUACGAUCUCAAGCAGCAGGAGAAUGUGUUGGCAGAGUCCAGAAUGAUGGUACCAGAUUGUCACAAAAGACUGGAGUCUUCACUUGCGGACUUAAAGGUCACCCUGGCAGAGAUUAAGGAAUCAAAUCAGGAAGGCGCAGAGAUAAGCGAGGCCGAAGGCACCAUAUCAGAGGUUAAAGCCUUCUUUCAAACAUCAGAAGAAUAGCGUCAGUUGUGUGUACUUCUUGAAUAUUUGAGACAGCGAUGGUUUCUUUGGUUUCAUCAAUCAGAGUGUAUUAAGUUGAAAUUUUGCGUUAUCUGCCCUCAGGUUUUACAUGUGAAAUGUCUAUUGCUUUGUUUGGUGAGGGAUACAGUUGUGUAUUUUGAAAUAUUGGUAGAAGGAUGAAAUGUUGUUCUGUUGUUUAUAUAGAGUUCUUAAAGUUCAUGAAUUUGAGUAAAAAUUUUUC